CCCACACAAACUCGACACGCACCUCUUCUGCAUUUUGUAGGCUUUGUUUAACCCUGGGCCACUUCCUGUUUCUGAUCUCCAGUCAUCUGUGCAAACAGUGAGGAGGAUCUGUGCAGGAGACAAGAAAACGUGUAACCGGCAAAAGUUGCAAAAGUUCCAUUUUUACAGCAGGAUGGAGCUUCGUGGUGUCGAAUGACUUGAGCCGACGGCUUCACAUGUGAGGACCUGCUGCCGUUGGAGGGGCUCAGUCUGAUGGAGGAUGUUAUCCAGGAAGCUCAGUGACGUCCAACACCUCACAUGCCUCCUAAUGCAUGUGAACAGACUGGGAUGGAUGACACACCAAGUGUUUCUCUGAGGGACUCUGUCUACACUCCUGACCACCACCGUCUCUUCUCCUCUGCCAACCAGUCUGGGGCCACUGGACGAGAGGGCAGCUGAAGAGAUUCCAGGAUGUUUGUGCAUUUUUGGCGGAUGCACAAUUACCAGUAUAUCCAGCUCUUCACCACAUGCCUCAUUGUGUCUCUAGUUAUGGUUUGUUGGGUGCAGCUGCAGCUUGAUAACACUGUGGUCAGCCACGUCAAGUCCUACUCCUACCGUUACCUUGUCAACCACUUUGCACUGAUCAACAAGAGCCUCACCAUCCCACACGAGCAAGCAAGGACCUUCAGCAACUUCCAUUACCUACUGGACCACCCUGAUAAGUGUGCCGGGAGGGACGUCCUCCUCCUGCUCUUUAUCAAAACAUCUCCAGAGAACACUGAGCGGCGAAAAGCCAUCAGAUCCACCUGGGGGAAUGAGAGCUACAUCAGUCAAACCCUGGGAGUGACAGUCAAGGUUGUGUUUGCCUUAGGAACCCCUGGAGCCAAGAAGGAGGUUCCUAUGUGGAGCAAGAGGAGCACGCUAGAUUUAGAGAAGGAGCUCAUCCAGGAGGACCAUCUUCAUGGUGAUUUGAUCCAGCAGGACUUUUUGGAUUCGUUUCACAAUCUGACUUUGAAGCUGAUCCUGCAGUUCCGCUGGAUGCACAGCCGCUGCAGCCACGCCCGCUUCUUCAUGACUGCAGAUGAUGACAUUUUCAUCCACAUGCCCAACCUGGUGAGUUACCUGCAGGAGAUGAGCAGGAAAGACGUCAUGGACUUUUGGAUCGGUCGCGUGCACAGAGGAGCGCCUCCCAUCCGCAGCAAGGAUAGCAAGUACUACGUUCCUUUUGAAAUGUACCCGUGGAUGUCCUACCCCGACUACACAGCUGGGGCAGGGUACGUGAUCUCCAGGGAUGUAGCAGAGAAAAUCUACCAGGCCACACUGACUCUGAACGCCACUCUCUACAUCGAUGAUGUGUUCAUGGGCAUCUGCGCCAAUGCUGUCAGCGUGUCACCGCAGGAACAUGCGUUUUUCUCAGGAGAGGGCAAGGCACCCUAUCAUCUGUGUAUCUAUAAUCAGAUGAUGACCUCACAUGGUCAUGUGGAGGACAUCUAUGACCUUUGGACAGCAGCCACAGAUCCAUGGGUCAAAGAGAAGACCUCGGGACCUUUUGGGAAACUGUACUGCACAGUGAUGAAAAUCUUCCUCCUAUGUAAACCUCACCAUUUCAACACCUACCCAUGCCAGGCAGCUUUUUUAUAGUGCUAAGUCAUAUUUGUGCUGAUGUGAAAGAGGUUGAAUAUAAUGAUAAAAUAGGGACCAUCAGUGUGACUGUUACAGUUGUAUGUAUAAGUUUGGGCACCCCUGAUGAUUUCCAUGAUUUUCCUUUAUAAGUCAUUGGUUGUUUGUCACAAUUUCAGUUAAAUAUAUCAU
Messenger RNA from Thalassophryne amazonica, 1791 nucleotides. RefSeq names its product lactosylceramide 1,3-N-acetyl-beta-D-glucosaminyltransferase A-like. Bases 451 to 1620 code for a protein of 389 amino acids. Gene Ontology annotation, biological process: brain development. The transcript has 2 exons. Gene Ontology annotation, cellular component: membrane. The record is from RefSeq and is a predicted model, not a curated record. NCBI's taxonomy places the organism in Eukaryota, Metazoa, Chordata, Actinopteri, Batrachoidiformes, Batrachoididae.